UAAUUUAUUUAGGUAAACAUAAAGCUGGUUAACCUUUUGUCAGGACAAAAUAGUAAUAAAGUUAAAACCGGUAGUUGAGCUCUGUAUUGAAAUGGAUUUGUUUCGGAUUCGGGCUGAUUUUCACCAACUUUGCCGAUUUUGCUUAUCGAAGGAGAAAUGCAUUCGAAUUUUCACCGGCGAACUUGAACUGAACGAACGGCUUGCACAAUUGUUGGAUAUUCUUCUGGCCAAGAUCGACGAAGAUGAUGGCUUUCCGAACAGCAUUUGCAUGAAAUGUGUUGCCUGUGUCGAACAGUUUGUCGAAUUUGAAGCAACGUGCGAAAAAUCCUACGAAGUUCUAGGGAAAGUUUUGAAUCUAUCUAUAGACAACAAUUGCGUUAAAGAGGGCAAGGCCGAGUUCGAAUCUAUUCAAAAUGAUGAAUUGCAAGAAGAUGGUAAUGAUGGAGAGGAAUAUCUUAUUGAUAAACCAACCGUUGAUGAUGGCGAUGAUAACUGUACCGAAGACGAUGUAGUGACUAUCGAACGCUUGGAAGAUGAGCAGAUUUCUAUAAUAGAUGAACAAAUCGUUCUGCAAGAAGAAGAAAUCGAAGACAUUCCAGAAGAGGAUAGAGAAAAUCCUAACGAAAGCUAUAAUCUUACCAAUGAACAGCAGCAAAUGAUGGAUGCGGCCAUGGAGGUUCAACCUUCAGGAUUUAUUGACCGAGGCAGCCGCAAAAUUCCGCUGGUAGAAUGCCUCUAUUGCAAAAACGUGUAUCGCGGUCGAAACACACUCAAAAAGCACCUUCGAAUACAUCUGAACAUUAAAGACAACCAAUGCGCCUUUUGUCCAAGAACCUUCACUGAUCGUAGCUCCCUUCGUAUCCAUCAAGGUAGACAUACGGGAAAGUCAUUCAAAUGUUCUCAAUGUGGAAAAUCCUACUUCAGCCAAAAUGAACUUCGGCAACAUUUGACGAUGCAACAUAUGGAACGGAGAUAUACUUGCGAAACCUGUGAAAGAAAGUUUCCUUCGAAGACCAUACUCAAUGACCAUUAUCGCGUUCACCUUCCCGAACGCCCUUUCGUGUGUAAACAAUGUGGAGCAGGUUUCAAGCGUAACCGCAACCUAGUACGUCACAAGUUGGUACAUCAAAAGGCAGACGAAAAGUUGAAACCCUCGCUGAAUUGCCUUCUGUGCUCUGAUUUGUUUGAUCUUCCUAUUGCAUUAUUGGAACACUUAAAAACUAAGCAUGUUGACGAGCUUGACUCCAUUCGCACUGGUUCGUUCGAAUGCGCUAUGUGCGAUGAAAAUCAAAUCGAGGAUCUUUUGGAGAGCUUAUACCAUCAACAGACGCAUUACAAAUCAACUGAAAAAAGAAAGGCCAUCUCCCAUUCGGUUUCCUGUGGUGAGUGCGGGAAAAACUUUAAAUCAAGACCAGCGGCUAUGAACCAUAUGUUAACACACGAAGGGAACAAUUGCUAUAGCUGCUUUGAGUGCGAAGAAAAUAAUCGUAGAAUUAUGUUUAAAGAUUUAUCGCACCUGGAAGCUCAUCGAAAGGAAGUACAUGAAGACCAACGGCAAUGAAGCGCCAUACAACCGUAAGUAAUAAAUGUUUGAUUUUUUUUUUCUGAAAAAUCAUCAGUAAAACUUAUUUC
Ochlerotatus camptorhynchus is the source of this 1632-nucleotide messenger RNA. Its product is annotated as zinc finger protein 37 homolog. Gene Ontology annotation, molecular function: DNA-binding transcription activator activity, RNA polymerase II-specific; zinc ion binding; RNA polymerase II cis-regulatory region sequence-specific DNA binding. Gene Ontology annotation, cellular component: nucleus. Lineage: Eukaryota; Metazoa; Arthropoda; Insecta; Diptera; Culicidae. Gene Ontology annotation, biological process: regulation of transcription by RNA polymerase II. The record is from RefSeq and is a predicted model, not a curated record. The transcript has 3 exons. The coding region runs from base 92 to 1561 and encodes 489 amino acids.